Phanerochaete carnosa HHB-10118-sp is the source of this 3305-nucleotide messenger RNA. RefSeq lists its product as uncharacterized. The transcript is spliced from 10 exons. Gene Ontology annotation, molecular function: secondary active sulfate transmembrane transporter activity. The record is from RefSeq and is a predicted model, not a curated record. NCBI's taxonomy places the organism in Eukaryota, Fungi, Basidiomycota, Agaricomycetes, Polyporales, Phanerochaetaceae. Gene Ontology annotation, biological process: transmembrane transport. The coding region runs from base 801 to 3101 and encodes 766 amino acids. Gene Ontology annotation, cellular component: membrane.
CAAAGCGACAUCUCAGCCCUUCGAAGGCCCGAAUUUCAUUGCCUUGCGAGCUGCGCCCCUAGAGGGCCAGUCCAGUCUAUUGCGAGUAUCCUUAUCCAUCAUUCAUGUGCACAUACUAGCCGGACGCAGAUCCCCGUGCACAAUGCAUAAUAUGCUGUCAUAGGAGACCGAAGAUAGCUGCGGAUACGAUAUUCAUCGGUCCUCCCAGGACAUCGUCCGGCGAGACCCGUCCUUCGAGGGCAUCAUGUAAGCGUAAGUAUCUAUGAGCCCGCUCUAUCCCGAAAUCACAUCCGACACCGUCAUGCGACAUGGACGCCGCCCUUGGAGCGCAGCAUCCUGUCCCGCUUUGCGUCGGACCGAGGUAUAGUAGCGUAUGUGCCUAGCCAGCCCGACGGUGAGCUCGAGAGAAUUUCGCCAUCGAGCAACCUAAAAUGCUUCUUCUGCGCUCACUGCUCGCUCCAAGAGCCCAGGUGCCCUUCACCUCUUCAAAACCGCGCUGAAGAGACCUCAGCGUUCUCUCAGCUGGCGUCUUCCUCCCCGGGUCUCUGCCGUAUUCAUUGCUUAAGCGAGAUCCUUCUUUCGUCACCGCUCAACGCAGCCACCAUCACAUCUUCUCUCCCAGGGUCACCUAUCAGACAUUGACAACUGUACAGCUGCCUGUUGAAUUUCUCCACGCGGGAUCCUUCAGUGCCUGACUUAGCCUGUUCCGUGCACCGGCUCGGACCUAUAUAACCACCAUAGCUUCUCAGCCGCCACCGGUCUCUUCAUUGUCCACCCUCGUAACCUCCCGUACGACGAAGAUGACUUCGCUCUACCAGAAAGCGAAGCGAUGGGGCAAGAAUGUCAUAGGCUAUGACGACGACUCUGUUCCAGUCGUCUCGGUCUCUCACUGGAUUCGCAAGUAUUCUCGCAAUCCUAAAGACGGCGCGAUCCAAUAUGUUACGUCGCUGUUCCCCAUCACUGGCUGGAUUACGCGGUACAAUUUCGGAUGGUUAUAUGGCGACGUCGUUGCAGGUCUUACAGUCGGUAUUGUCCUUGUGCCCCAGUCUAUGUCCUACGCACAGAUUGCCACGCUUCCUCCCCAAUACGGCCUGUAUUCUGCGUUCAUCGGUGUCCUCAUCUACUGUCUCUUCGCCACCUCGAAAGAUGUCUCUAUUGGUCCAGUCGCUGUUAUGUCCCUCACCGUGUCGCAGAUCAUCGAACACGUGAAUAAGUCGCACCCCGACGUUUGGAGCGGGCCUCAGAUUGCCACCACUGUCGCCUUCGUUUGUGGAUUUAUUGUUCUUGGCAUCGGUCUCCUUCGACUCGGAUGGAUUGUCGAGUUCAUUCCCGCGCCCGCCGUCAGUGGAUUUAUGACAGGCUCUGCUAUCAACAUUGUCGCAGGUCAGGUACCUGGACUCCUAGGCGAGAGCGGCUUCAACACUCGCGCAGCAACAUAUCAGGUCAUCAUCAACUCCUUUAAGUUCCUGCCCCAGUCCACGCUCGAUGCUGCAUUUGGAGUUACCGGUUUGGUUUCGCUAUACGCCAUUCGCAUGGGCUGCGACUGGUUGGUGAAGAGAUAUCCGAGGCGACAGCGGCUUUGGUUCUUUAUCUCCACUUUCCGCAACGCUUUUGUCAUCAUCGUUCUCACCAUUGCGUCUUGGCUUUACUGCCGACAUCGCCUGAGCCACGGCAAGUAUCCCAUCAAGAUUCUGCAGACCGUACCGCGUGGUUUUCAGCACGUUGGUGCGCCGAUAAUUGACGGCAAAUUGGUCUCCGCGCUCGCCCCUGAACUGCCUGUCGCAACUAUCAUCUUGUUGCUUGAGCAUAUUGCCAUUUCAAAGUCCUUCGGCCGUAUCAAUGGGUACAAAAUCAACCCGAACCAGGAACUGAUUGCCAUUGGUGUCACCAACACCGUGGGUACAGUCUUUGGCGCGUACCCGGCAACUGGCUCCUUCUCGCGAUCGGCGUUGAAGUCUAAGUCCGGUGUGCGCACGCCUGCAGCUGGUAUCUUGACCGCCAUCGUGGUCAUUGUCGCGCUGUACGGUCUCACAUCUGCCUUCUUCUGGAUUCCCAGCGCCGGUCUAUCAGCGAUCAUCAUUCACGCCGUUGCAGAUCUCGUCACCAAGCCACGUCAGGUGUACUCCUUCUGGCGUGUCUCCCCACUCGAGUUCGCCAUAUGGGCUGCUGACGUUCUGGUCACUGUUUUCUCGACCAUCGAGGACGGCAUCUACACCUCCAUAUGCUUGUCUGCCGCUCUUCUGCUCGUGCGCAUCGCACGUCCACGCGGUUACUUCCUUGGUAAACUCACGCUGCGCACCAGCGAACACGACAAUGCCGAGUCGCGUGAUGUUUAUGUGCCGUUGAACCCGAAGCCAAGCCUGCUGGACGCAUCUGUGAAGCCAGUACCCCCGCCUCCUGGCAUCAUUGUGUAUCGCCUCGAGGAGAGUCUCAUUUACCCGAACGCGCACCUCGUCAACUCGACCAUCGUCGACUACGUCAAAGAGAACAUGCGCCGCGGCAUAGACAUGAGCAAAGUCAAGAUGAGCGACCGCCCGUGGAAUGACCCGGGUCCCAAGCCGGGCCAGGAUCUCGAAACGGAGAAUAGUAGGAAGCCUGAGCUGAGGGCGAUUGUGCUGGACUUGUCCGCAAUUUCACAAAUGGACACCACUGCUGUGCAAGCACUCAUCGAUACCCGGAACGAGGUAGAACGCUGGGUGAACUACCCGGUCGAGUUCCACUUUGCAACUGUGCUCUCUCCAUGGAUCCGCCGUGCCCUUAUCGCCGGCGGUUUCGGUACGGGCGAGUCGUCAUCCCGCAUACCCGCCGAAAUUGCACAGAUCGUGUCCCUCGGCGACGUCCGCGAACCAUCGCUGCCCGAGAAGAGCGACCUGGAGAGCCCCGUUAUCUCCGAAGAGGCCCGCCGGCGUGGCUCCAGCUCAACGCACAAAACGACAGACCGCCUUGGCGGGCCGAUCGUUCCUCAGGACACGCCCUUCUUCCACUUCGACGUCGUCUCUGCUGUGCGCGCAGCCGAGUCGGGCAGGGACCUCUCGCGGACGCCUAGCGUCACGUCUGUUGGAACGGGGAAGCGCGUCGACAACGGCAGUCCGCUUCUGUGAUGUUUGCUUAUGGUCAGUUGAGAAUUUUCCGUGCGACACCCAGUUUCAUCUUGCUUUGGAUCAUUACAAUUGCCCGUUCACUUAUACAGGAAAAAGGAGAGAAAAACAGUACGACUGAUGUAAUGUGUACAUGUAGAGAUUCUGAGUCGUCUGUGUUGUACUGUAUAGGUCGUAUAGUUCUGCAAGCACGCAUUGCGAAGUUUC